AGGCAAAAGUACACUCAUGGCUCUCAGAGGUGCUGUCACUCGCCUGCUCUCCAACAGCCAAAAAUGUGCUGCUGUCACUGUGUGCAGAGCUCAGGGCACAGCUGCUACAGCUGUCAAAGAUGCUGAAGAAGUCAAAAAGCCGGCGAAGGCACCCAAGGUGGCGUUUGACUGGCGGGAUGCCCUGAAUUUGGAGGGUCAGCUGACAGAGGAGGAGAUCAUGAUCCGGGACUCCUUCCGUGACUACUGCCAGGAAAAACUCAUGCCCCGCAUCCUUAUGGCCAACAGAAACGAAC
Molecule: messenger RNA, 293 nt
Organism: Plectropomus leopardus (leopard coralgrouper)
Lineage: Eukaryota; Metazoa; Chordata; Actinopteri; Perciformes; Serranidae
Source: RefSeq, a predicted model, not a curated record